Equus caballus (horse) is the source of this 6493-nucleotide messenger RNA. The record is from RefSeq and is a predicted model, not a curated record. NCBI's taxonomy places the organism in Eukaryota, Metazoa, Chordata, Mammalia, Perissodactyla, Equidae.
GGUGACCAAAGGUGACCGCGAGCGCAGGUAAAGCCAAGAGGUCCAACAGGUGGGCGGCGGCGGCGUCUCUGCCACCUUUUCCGGGACGCUCACGGUUGGUGCCGCCGCCGCAGGGAAACUUGUCGCUUCGGGAGCGUACUCCCUGAAGAAGCGGGCAGCGCGCCUGCGCAAGAGGGCUCCGCCGCGGCCACCUGCGCCUGCGCACAAGGGCUCGGCGGCGGCUUGCGCCUGCGCGGUGCGGCGCUGCGGAGACCGUUGGCUCAUUUGCAUGUCCCCGCCUCGCGCGGCGGCGGCGACGGCGGCGGCGGCGGCAGCGGCGGCGGCGGCAGCGGCGGCGGCAGCGGCGGCGGCAGCAGGGGCAGCAGGUGAAGAGCCUGAGGCGGCGGCGGGAGUGUCUCCGCGCGCAGUGGGCUCGGGGUUAGAGAAACAUGGCAGCAAGGCGAAUUGCGCAGGAGACUUUUGAUGCUGUAUUACAAGAAAAAGCUAACCGAUAUCACAUGGACCCCAGUAGUGAGGCUGUAGGCGAAGCUCUUCAGUUUAAAGCUCAAGAUCUUCUAAGGACAGUCCCAAGAGCCAGAGCAGAUAUGUAUGAUGACAUUCACAGUGACAGCAGAUACACUCUGGGCGGAUCUGUAGCUCACUCUCGAGAAACUGCCAGGGAAGGCCUGAGAAGUGAUGUAUUUCCAGGACCUUCCUUCAGAUCAAGCAACCCUUCUGUAAGUGACGACAACUACUUUCGUAAGGAAUGUGGCCGAGAUCUGGAAUUUUCCCACCCUGACUCCCGAGACCAGGUCUUUGGCCACCGGAAAUUGGGACAUUUCCGUUCUCAGGACUGGAAAUUUGCACUCCGUGGCUCUUGGGAACAAGACUUUGGCCACCCAGUUUCUCAAGAAUCCUCUUGGUCACAGGAGUAUAAUUUUGGUCCUUCUGCGCUACUGGGGGACUUUGGCUCUUCCAGGCUGAUUGAGAAAGAGUGUUUGGAGAAAGAGAGUCGGGAUUUCGACGUGGACCGUCCAGGGGAAGCAGACUCUGUGCUCAGGGGCAGUGGUCAAGUCCAGGGCAGAGGCCAAGGUCUAAACAUCAUUGACCAGGAGGGUGCCCUCCUAGGAAAGGGAGAGACUCAAGGUCUGCUCACGCCUAAAGUGGGGGUUGGGAAACUUGUCACCCUGAGAAGCGUGAGCAUGAAGAAAGUACCCACUAUAAAUCGUAUUACUCCCAAAACUCAGGGGACUAACCAAAUCCAGAAAACCACUCCAAGUCCUGAUGUAACCCUAGGGACAAACCCAGGUACAGAAGAUAUCCAAUUCCCCACUCAGAAGAUCCCUCUGGGGCUCAAUCUGAAAGAUAUUCGGCUCCCCAGAAGAAAGAUGAGCUUUGACCUCAUAGAUAAGUCAGAUGUUUUUUCAAGAUUUGGGAUAGAAAUAAUCAAAUGGGCAGGAUUCCACACCAUAAAAGAUGAUGUUAAAUUUUCCCAGCUUUUCCAGACUCUCUUCGAACUCGAAACUGAAACCUGCGCUAAAAUGCUCGCCUCGUUCAAAUGCUCCUUAAAACCAGAGCACAGAGAUUUUUGCUUUUUUACUAUCAAAUUUUUAAAGCACUCUGCUUUGAAAACACCCAGAGUCGAUAACGAGUUUUUAAACAUGCUUUUAGACAAAGGUGCUGUGAAGACCAAAAAUUGCUUUUUUGAAAUCAUAAAGCCCUUUGACAAGUACAUAAUGAGGCUUCAAGACCGGCUUCUGAAGAGUGUCACACCCCUGCUCAUGGCCUGCAAUGCCUAUGAGCUGAGUGUCAAGAUGAAGACCCUCAGUAACCCCCUGGACUUGGCUGUUGCCCUGGAGACCACCAAUUCUCUCUGCCGGAAGUCUUUGGCCCUUUUAGGACAGACGUUUUCCUUGGCCUCUUCUUUCCGGCAAGAGAAAAUCUUAGAAGCUGUUGGCCUCCAAGAUAUAGCUCCAUCUCCUGCCGCAUUUCCAAACUUCGAGGACUCCACUCUGUUUGGGAGAGAGUACAUCGAUCACCUGAAGGCCUGGCUGGUUAGCAGCGGAUGUCCACUCCAGGUCAAGAAAGCUGAACCCGAGCCCACUCAAGAUGAGAAAACCGUUCCUCCUACCAAACCCGAGAUUGAAGCCAAGGCUCCUUGUGGUUUGAGUGAUGUCCCCCAGCGAGCAGAUCACAAAGUGGUGGACACCAUCGACCAGUUGGUCACACGUGUCGUCGGAGGCAGCCUGUCUCCCAAAGAGAGAGCUCUUCUCAAGGAGGACCCUGCUUACUGGUUUUUGUCAGAUGACAGUAGUCUGGAGUAUAAAUAUUACAAGCUGAAGCUAGCAGAAACACAGCGCAUGAGCCAGACUUUGCCAGGAGUGGAUCAGAAGCCAAUGGCGGCCGAGUGUGCAGUCCGAGCCAUGCUAUAUGCUCGAGCAGUCCGGAGCCUCAAGAAGAGGCUCCUCCCAGGCCGUCGGCGGGGGCUGCUCCGAGCUCAAGGGCUCCGGGGCUGGAAGAUGAGGAGAGCGACCACCGGGACCCAGACCCUCCUCUCCUCGGGCACCAGGCUGAAACACCACAGCCGGCAGGCUACAGGCUCAUUGCAGGGAAAGCUGCCCCAGCCAGAUGGAAAUGAUACUGCCAAGGACUGCCCGCCAGACCCAGCAGGACCCUCUUCUCGGGACCCCAGCCCAGAAGCCUCAGGCCCAUCCCCCAAGCCAGGAGGAAUGGACGUCUCUGAAGCCCCUCAGACCUCCUCUCCCUGCCUGUCUGCUGAAAUUGACACGAAGACAAUGGAGACUGCGGAGAAACUGGCCAAAUUUGUUGCUCAGGUGGGACCAGAGAUUGAACAGUUCAGCAUAGAAAAUAGCACCGACAACCCUGACCUGUGGUUUCUACAUGACCAAAAUAGUUCAGCUUUCAAAUUCUAUCGAAAGAAAGUAUUUGAACUGUGCCCAUCAAUUUGUUUUACAUCAUCUCCACUGAACCUCCAUGCUGGUGAGAGCACCCUAGAGCGUGUGGAAGGGGAAGAAGAGUUUGAGGAUGAGCCCCUUCAGCAUGAGGCUGAACUGGAGAACCCAGAGUUGAUUCCUGAGGAGGAGGAGGAGGACGAUGAUGAGGAGGAGGAUGACGAUGAGGAGGGAGGUGACGGGGCCCUCGCUCCCAGAGGGGCCUCCAGGCCAGCAGGAGGGGCCGCCAAGUCUGAGGGUUCCGAGGGCAGCCCCAGUGCUGAUGGCCUUCCGAGUGAGGUGGCUGAGGAUGGACCAGCUGGCACGCCUGCCCUGUCACAGGCCUCUUCAGGGGCCUGCUUCCCCCGGAAGAGGGUCAGCAGCAAGUCGUUGAAGGUUGGCAUGAUUCCAGCUCCCAAGAGGCUGUGCCUCAUACAGGAGCCCAAAGUUCACGAACCAGUUCGCAUCGCCUACGACAGGCCUCGAGGUCGUCCCAUGUCCAAAAAGAAGAAAUCCAAGGACUUUGACUUCGCCCAGCAGAAGUUGACCGACAAGAACCUGGGGUUCCAGAUGCUACAGAAGAUGGGCUGGAAGGAGGGCCACGGCCUGGGCUCCUGUGGGAAGGGCAUCAGGGAGCCCGUCAGCGUGGGAACUGCCUCGGAAGGGGAGGGGUUGGGUGCCGACGGGCAGGAGCACAAAGAAGACACGUUUGAUGUGUUCCGUCAGAGGAUGAUGCAGAUGUACAGACACAAGCGGGCCAACAAAUAGGUAUGUACAUGAGCUAGUGUGUGGGGCAUUCUGCCUAAGCUGAGGUUCUGGUACACAGAGACAUUACCUCUGAAAAGUCGGUAUUCCAAGCAUCAAAACCACCACCACAAAAAAAAAGUCUGUGAGGGAAACAGAGGAGUCUUUGGUUGCAGAUGUGUCCUACCUCUCACCUUCCAGGCUUGGCCGAAGGAGUGAGCCCCAUACCUGCCAAACACAGCUGCAGCCCACCAGCAGGGCCUGGGCGCAGGGCUCACCGUGGACUGUACACGGCCGCCCCUUGCCAGCUCACCUGGAAACAGGCCGCCACAGAGUGGCCUUGCGUCCCACAGGUGUAGGGGCGAGCUGGAAGCCGGCACUGCAGAGGAUGCUACGCACGUCCCUUUCUGAGGGUCUUCACGCCCUUUCCCUUCUGUAGGGCCAUGGGCCUAUAAAUAUCCUCGUCUUUCUCCACUCUUUUCACUUUCCCUCCCCACCCAUAAUUUCCAACUCAGUUUUGAACAAAAUUGUUCUCUCCCCGAAUAGAUCAGAACCAUGGGUGAGAAAGAUAAGGCUUGAAGCAGCAAUUACUCUUAAAACGCCACCUCUGCCCUGGAUCUGCCCUGGAGCCAGUGCCCAAGUAGGUUUGGUGUGUACACGAAAAACAAAUGUCUCUGCAGUUUCUGGGGCGGAGGUUCCACUGGCUUUUCUUUUUCUUAAAGAAAAAAAGAACUCACCAUUUCCGAUCUGCUUUUGCCUUUCCCCCUCUUCCGAAUGCUUUGGGCCACAAGUCCCCUCCAGAUUUUUGCCAGUGCCCCUCAGGAGGUGGUGCUGCCCGCUUAGUGCUCAGGAACAGCUCCUGCCCAUCUUCCAUCCCAGCGCACACUGCUCUCCAGAAGUGCUCUGUUAGCAAACUUGAAGCCGGAACAAUCGCAGAUCCUCUUCUUGUUUCUAGAAUUUCAACGGGGGCUAUAAAUCAAUAAUAGGAAAGUCUGUGCUCUGGUACCACAGCCUGUUGGUCUGAGUAAUGAAGCUCUUUGAAUAGGUGGAAAACCUUGAUUUGGAUGAACAUGUUAUUUAUGGAGUCUCAUUGCUUAAAUGCACCCCCAAGAGACUUGACCAAAUUUUAGCAACGGUAUAAUAUAGCUCUCGUUAGUGGGGAGUAAGCAUUACACUGCUGAAAUUUUCCCCAAAUUUACAUGUCUCUGGAAUCCACAAAGGAAGCGAACUGUAGUUUGAUUUUUCUUAAACCACACAUGGAGUCUCCUACAAAGGGGGAUGGUGUAAACUCUUCAGGAGUCUUUAUUUUUUGCAUGUGGGGCAGCAUAAAGAAUUGUUUUUAGGGCGUUUGUACAGAACGGAAAGGAUCCUCUUGGGGUGGGCUCAGCAGCUGUUUGCUAUUUCAAGGCAUAUGAUCGCCGCCCCUUCCAGCUUCUCCCAGUGCUCUGCUUCUGUCAGCUACAUGUGAAAUUCUCAGGCUGUGGGAAUCUCAGCCCUUCCUCAUAAAGCAGCAGUGUUGAAGUUUUAAAUACGUGCUAAAAUCUGAAAAACUUGGGAUCCUGCUGACACUACAAGCUUGGGGGACAGGCAGUGAGUUACUAUGUCAGCCGCUUGUAUUGGCUGUUAAGAAAUGUUUGCUUUCUCAAAGCCGCAGCUCUCCCGGGCUGUAGUCCCAGCCCCUCUGGUUCUGUCUUGUCUGCCUCGUCUGCACUCAGGCCUGUGCCGGCAUCUCACGUGCCUGCCCCGUGGCGCCUUUCUUCAUGUCAGGUGUAGCCCCCAAGGCUCUGCUUCUAGUUGCUUCUGUUGCUUUGGCAACUGGCGGGUCUUUUUGGCCAUGGAUAUGCUGGAGGUCCCUUAGCAGAGUUGAACCAGCCCACAGGAGGGGGUGUAGUUUAGGGGAACCACAGCUAUGGAGGUUUGUCUUCUGCUCCUUUCUUUCCUAAUUCUUUUACCAGCCUUCUGUGCUGGCCAAGGGUCAGGUGGAAGGACAGAACUCUGAGAAUAGGGCCUCAGUCCCCGGUGGCCUUUGGCAGUGUGCCUGCAGAGCCUGAGUGAGGCACACAUCCCACCACAGGUCCUAGCUUUCGUUGGAGCAUGGAUACCUCUGCCCAUCAUAUUCGCUUUGUCCUAGUAUUUUCAUUCUGGGCUUUCUCCACUUUUAUUUAUAAGUGAGAUGCUUUAGGAAUUCCCAGGGUGUGAGCCCUGCCCCUGCAGCCUCCUGCCACUCCUCGUGGAGUCAUCCCACUUUGAGCUGACACUGAUUGUGAGCCUUUGGCAAACAUCAAAGGAAACACCUUCUUCUUGAGCCUGGAAGUCCUCUGAGCACUCAGGUGAUGCUGUUCCUGUGGAGUCGACGUUGAGGCAGUGAAGGCAUUGCAGGAGCCAGUGGAGCGUGGUGGUGGGUCCCUGUGCCUGUCUUCGGCCAGGGACCAGUGUGCUGGCCCUCUGUGCCCACUAUUGCUCUCUCUGGCCUAGGCUGCUCUGCAGGGAGCAUGUGUGCGAACGCGAUGUGCGGGUGCAUGGUCUUGUCAAAGUCACAGUGUCUUUUCUGUCAUUCUAGUUCCAGGGUCUCUUCCGUGAGGACAACAGGCAUCCGGAAAGUGCUAACUCAUCACUUUGGGUGCUUACUGUCUCUGGCUUGUUUCCAUCACUGGAAAUCAUAGAGAGAAUUUUAGCAUUUUUGGUCCUUGGUAAAACCUAGAAGACAUUUGUGAUGUUACAAAAUGGAAGUUUUUGGGUUUUUUUUUCUUUUUUUAAUCUAAGAAGUUGUGAAUGUUGUUAAUCAUUUAGCAGUUGCAAUAAAUGUAGAGGAAACCCAA